AUGCCUGACCAAACCCUCGAAGCGACGGACUCAGAACCGCAGCAGCAACCCAGUGUUGUCUCUUGUCCCAGAAAAGCUCAACGAGUUUUGUUUUGGCUGGCAGCGACAAAGGCAGGGGGAGGGACCGAAGUGGCCAGCCAGUACCACCACAAUAUGGUGGCCACCAGCUGGUUUAUGACCAGCACUUGUGCCCUUUGGGACAACUUUCAGAGCAGUCCCGUCCAGAAUGCACAGCUGCACUCUGAAGUAGUGGAAUCCUCUCCCCCACUUGGUGAAAAGUCCCAGACCAGCUCUGGUCUUUUCUCUGAUGAUGACGACUCUCAGGACUUAUUCUCUACAAACAAGGACACAAAAAGACACCAGUCAAAGCAAUCCUUAGGUCAGAAUGCAUCCAAUCAGAAUCCAAUCUCGUUCUUCGAUGAUGAUGAGGGUGAUCUCUUCAGUUCCGCUCCAUUGAAGGAUGUUUCUGCAACAAAGAAAUUGCAGCAACUGCAUGACCCUAAAGCUGCAACUACGGGAUCAAAAUCUACAGCUUUGUUUGACAGUGAUGAUAAGGAUGAAUGGCAAAGUUUGGGACAACAAACGUCUUCGGCUUCACAGCCUGUGGGUGGGAGGAAACAGGAGGUGCCCAAGGCUACUGCAACCUCAAGAGCACCAAAGAAGACCAGUCUGUUUGAUGACUACACUGAAGAAGAUGACUUAUUUGGUGUGACUCAGAAGGAAAGUCAGAAGAAAUCCCAGAAAGUGUCCCUUUUGUUUGAAGAUGAUGAUGAAGGUGAUUUGUUUGCAUCUAAGCCAGCAGCUAACAAACCUGCUCCUUCUCAGAAGCCUUCUCCUCCCCAGGGUUCAUCUCUCUUUAGCGAAGUUGAGGGCAGUCACUCUGUCGCAGAGUUUGAUGGGAAGAGACAAGUGGAACAGGGAGCUGGUGUUAAACCAGUGUCAGUGGGAGCGGCGCACCUAUUUGCUGGGAUCGAUGUUCUUGAACAACAAAGUGAUACAAAAGUGCUGGACUCUGAUACUGUCGUUUCCCAGGAAUGUGAUGAUCCAGCCAGACAGAGUGUUGUUAGUCUGCCGGGCGAAUUGCACAGCAAUCUGAACUCUGUUGUGAGCCUGUUUGAUGGAGAGGAAGAUGACAAUCUGGAGGAUAUGCUCAAUCAGUGUAGCCUCAUUAAAAAUGAAAAGCUUCCUGAGGCUGGUGUUAGCACCAGAGUGUUCCAGGAUGAGGAGUUGCUAUUCAGUCAACAACAACAGAAGGACAAUGACCCUGAUGUCGACCUCUUUGCUGACACUCUAAAGCCAGAGGUUAAAAAGCCAGAGAAAAAGCCUCCUGUUAGCCCUCCACCUACAGCACAGGCAGGGCGCCCAGACCUUCCGAGCUGUGAUCUUUUCGACGAAACCGACAACCUGUUCAGCACCUCAAAGCCACGGUCUGCAAAAACACCUUCAUCCAAAGGAAGUAUUUUUGAAGACGGUGUAGAUGAGGAUCUCUUCAGGACUGUUCCAAAGAAACCAUCUGUGCCACAAACGAAGCCAAAGUUUAGGGGAACAGGAAUGUCGUUGGGUGCCUCCACUAAAACCAGUGAGCCUCCUAAGGAAACAUGUGAUGAAGUUCUGAAAAAACAAAGACCAGGGGAGAAGGAACGACUCACCAACACAGGUCCCAUUAAAACAAAAGGGCCUUCCUCUCGGAUUGGAAAACUCCAAGCAAACCUGGCAAUUAACCCAGCCAGUCUCCUACCUGGAGCUUCACCUAAGGUAGCUGUUGUUCCAUCUGGGUCAGCAACCCCAUCUUCUCCAUCUGAUUCCUCUUUGAGAGAAACCACACCUUCAGCAUCAGGACCAGUUGCAGGCGAGAGCAUCACUGCGAGUUUUGAUCAACCAGUACAAGUGGACGUUUUGCCCAGUGUUAAUAAAAGCCGUGCAAGAGUCGGGCAGAAACGUCGACCUCCAACCAGGGUGGCACGGAGACUGGCAGCUCAGCAGUUUGACAAGAGAGAAGAUUUGGAUCAAAGAACUGAAGUUGAUGGAGUUCUUUCAGAAGCAAGUGGUAUUGCAGACAUUUCACCAGUAGUCACCGUUCAAAAACCACAUUUGGACAAGACACCGACCUCACUGCAAGCCGGUAAUGAUGCCAGCCCUUCCUUUGCCAACUCCACAAAACUGCCAGUAUGCUCCUCAAGAGAUCUCUUCGAUUCGAAUGAUCUGUUCAAACCAAAUGUGACACAGGAGCCAACUCCGGCAGUCAGGACAAUGGAGGAUUUGUUACCCAAGGAGGACCCAGUUCAAUCAAUCUUCGCACCAAGCGAGGAUGACCUUUUUCAAUCCAGUAAAUGGACUGUGAAGAAACCCAAACCAGUGGCAUUUCUUCAAGAGGAUGAUGAUGAUCUUUUUGGUGCACCAAAAUUAGGGAAAACUAAGCUCACAGGGGCACAGAAGAGUUCAAAAACGCUAGAUAUCUUUGAGGAUGAUUUGUUUUCCACGGAGUCUGUUACUUUGACCAAGAAAAGUAAUGAGGGGAGUGCAAAUAUCGACCUCUUCAGUGAUCACGUAGACAUAUUCGCCGACUUAAAAGUUGCCCCAAAGGAGAAGAAGAGCCGGAAGAAAGUAGAAACAAAGUCUAUAUUUGAUGAUGACAUGGAUGACAUUUUUGCUUCUGCCACGCCCUCAUCCAAUAGCAAGAAACAAUCCAAAUCCAAGAGCAGUUCAAAGCAGGCUGCAGUUCCUGUCAGCAUACCAGAUAGCAAAACUGUGGACAUUUUUGAUGAUCCUCUGAAUGCUUUUGGACCAUGAGAUUUGGUGACAAACAUCGUUCAUAAAAUUAUGGGAAGGAGAAAGAGAGAAUUUUAUUUUUACUAUUUGGCACGGGAAGUAUUGAGUUGCACUAAAUGGAGAAAUAAUUUGCCAGAAUGACACUGUGUUGACACCAUUGACAGGCUUGUUUUUUAAAUCAUAGGCACUACUCACUGCUGAUGUGAACUUUGGCGCUAGCCUUGAUGAACAAUGACAGCUACCUUUACUUUGAAGAUUUGAUGGUGUGCUUACAGUAGUUCUGAACGCUUCACACUAAUUUGCUUUGUGCACUGGACCUGUCAUAAGCAUUUUUCUUUCUGUCACCUCUGUACAACAGUUCCUUAGUCAUUAAAUCAUGGUAUCCUUUAACCAAGCUCUAAUCAUUCUCAAUUUUUAUAAUAGUGAAUUUUUUUCUCAAAUCCAUUGACCAUGGAAAGUUUUUUUUUAAUUUGAGCUUUAAACACUUCAUCUCAUAGAGCUACACAUUGGACUUGUUACCUUUCAAAUGGUCUUUGUUUGUUGAAUUUUUUUUUAAUUCACCUGUAUAGUUUUGAGAUAUCAGAUUUAAGAUUGACCUUGUGAACUACGUUCCAUUUUUCUGGAAUGGAAACAUCAAUUAAUUCAGUGUAAGAUAAUGUAAAUACUUCUGAAAUGAAAGAUAUGUUUCAUAAAUAUACUUGUUGCAAGCUUACAAAGGCUAAUGAAUAAUAAAUGUUAUAGAAUUUACAAAGAUCAUUGUGUUGAGUAUAGUAAAUUGCUGUUUUAUCUGUUUACUUCAGGCUGAUGUCUUUGGUUAUCUGUUCUGUUUUGAAUUAAAAUUGCUGGAAAAUAAAUUGCACAGUGAACAAA
Molecule: messenger RNA, 3639 nt
Organism: Rhincodon typus (whale shark)
Lineage: Eukaryota; Metazoa; Chordata; Chondrichthyes; Orectolobiformes; Rhincodontidae
Product: WASH complex subunit 2-like
Exons: 17
Coding region: 1-2790 (929 amino acids)
Biological process (GO): retrograde transport, endosome to Golgi; protein localization to endosome
Cellular component (GO): WASH complex; early endosome
Molecular function (GO): retromer complex binding; phosphatidylinositol phosphate binding
Source: RefSeq, a predicted model, not a curated record